Molecule: messenger RNA, 2362 nt
Organism: Vitrella brassicaformis
Lineage: Eukaryota; Vitrellaceae
Source: the annotation of a GenBank genome assembly
CCAGCAGCUACUCAUGGCACAAGUGAACGAAAUCAGAGAGAGGAGGGAAGCCGAAUUCCUGUCUGAACGUUCGUGCGUGUGUCUCCCUUCCUGCCCAUUCCCCGCAACUGCAUAAAGGCCGUUUGUGUGCCUGUCUGAUCGGCCGCUUGACGACCGACCGAUGGUGAAUGAAAAUGGCCGUCAUGAUGGUGGUGAAAACACAUCACACACACACGGACACACGAAGAACCUCUCUCACACUCACUCUCUCACGUACGCAGGUCGGUCACUUUGUGAGCGGGGCCCUUCUCCCCCUCUCUGUCUCUCACUGCACUACACACAUGCAACAAAAUGCACGCACCGCUCACACGCACGUCGUGACACGAUAGAGACAAAGAAAAUGCAUUACAUACGACAACGGUGUGUACGGUAUGGAAUAAAGAAAACUCUCCCAUGCAGGCAGCCGUGUAUGAGCGAGUGUAGUCGGUUAGCUAGUUAGUGUCCGGGCGGGAAGGGGUUGGGGUCGUUCCUCUGCAUGCCCGCAAACGUGUGGUUGACCUCACGGUGGUGGGACUCGUCAGCUGCAACGGCACCCAAAACACCCCCCAAAACAGCCAUCCAUCCAAUCUGUCUGUCUGUCUGUCUGCGCGUCCCCGCCUGUCUGCCUGUGUGCGGUUUUACCUCUGAUGGCGAGCCAGACGUCGCGGAGCAUGGCCUUCUUGCCCAGCUGCCAGUACGCGCGCGCCACGGGUGGUGCGGGCAUGUGUGUGAAGAGGGGCAGCUUCCCCUUGUCCAUCUCUUCUAUCAGGUGCGUGUACGUCUUGACGGCCUCCUCCUCAAGAUAUCCCACAAACCUGACACACCAACGCCACACACACACGUGCGUGGGGGGGUAUGGGUAGAUGAGAUGAGUGAGAAGGUGUCUGAGUCUAGUCUCCAUCUCUCUGAGGCAUCCCUCCGUACCUGUGUGCGAAUCUGGGUGAGAGGAGGUAUGAGCAUGUGAAGAAUGCGAGGAAGACGCCCUGUGCGAAGAGCACGGUGGACCGGAAGAUGGGGCCGGGCUUGCGCAGCACCAACGCCGUCAUCAGAUGCAUCCGCUCGUUCUCGGCCUCUGAAGAAGCAGACAGAUACCGUACACAGUGGUGGAUGGUGUGAGAGAGUGGCUGUGUGGUUGUCUCACAAACCUUCGAGCAGUGUGUGGAUCCAUCCGUAGUCCCUCUCCAUGCGGCGGAGGGAGUUGAGGUGACGCACCAUCGCACCCACCAUGCCUGGCACAUACACACACCAACGACGCAGAUGAGUGUUCCAUGCUCUGUGUGUGCGUGUGUGCGUGUCGAGGACUCACCAGGAACGCCUGCGACGGUCUCGAGGAAGACGACCCGGUUGAGCCAUCCCUUCUCGUCAACCAAACCAAACUUGUAACCUGCAAACACGCACAUCAAACGAAUGCAGGUCGAGGGUAUUCUGGUUGGUGUGUGGGUCACUCUCUCUCUCACCCGAUGCGGUGUCGAAGACGAAUCUGAGUGCCGACACGGACGCAAAGGCCAUCCGGUCGGUAAUGUUCAGUGGCUUGUAAUGGGUUAUCCUGACAACGCAACACAACACAGCACACAAACCGCACAAUCAACACGCGGCCUUACGUGCGUAGCCAGGUGUGUGUUGAGCUCACGAGACAGUGUUUGCGGAGUUUUCGUCCCAGAUGGGGUGUGGCAGCGAGUAGGACGCCUUCUGCUGUCUCUGCUCCUCAACCACCUCACCGGUCAACGGAUGCGCCUGCAGGGGGACGCCAAGAAACACAGAUGCACAUCCACAGGUCGCUCUCCACGUGUGCGUUCUGUGGUGAGAGCUAUGUGCUUACCAGAGCGUCCUUCCUGAAGUGCGGCGUGUCCGCCGCACCCUCUGCGAUGCGCUCUGCAGCACGCUCAGCAGCUGCCAACGACACAAGACACACAACAGACAGACACACACACGUACAGCCAACCUUCUGACUUGCUUCUCUCGAGACCUCCCUCCCCCCUCUCUCCGUGUCGCCCUUGGUGUGUGCCUGCCUGAGGUACCAGGUGAGCUGCGGUGGAGCUGGUGCUCGUGUCCCUCGCUGUCCUUGAGCAUCUCGCCCCUCCCGCUGUGCUCCCCGCCCAGCACACCAGUGCUGGCCGUCCUCACCCUACCCACCACCAGAGGGCUCGCCCGCACAGCCUGGGAGCCCGUCUGACGCACCAGGGACGACGCAGCCAUGCUCUGAAGACGCACGAGGGCCGCUGCCGACAUGUGAGUGCCCAUCUGCCCGCCGAGCGAGAGGGCGACGCGAGACGAAGUUGCCAGCAUCACAAUAGGUGAGAGGAUGAGGUGUUAACGAUUUGUUUUCUCCAAUCACGGGGACACC